Molecule: messenger RNA, 491 nt
Organism: Bombina bombina (fire-bellied toad)
Lineage: Eukaryota; Metazoa; Chordata; Amphibia; Anura; Bombinatoridae
Product: kininogen-2-like
Exons: 4
Coding region: 49-405 (118 amino acids)
Biological process (GO): defense response; modulation of process of another organism
Cellular component (GO): extracellular region
Molecular function (GO): hormone activity
Source: RefSeq, a predicted model, not a curated record
GUUUCUGAGCUCACAGUUCUGUAACAAGUUUCACUUCCAGCUCUGAUAAUGAGACUGUGGUUCUGUCUAAGUUUCCUCAUCGUCCUGUGCCUGGAGCAUUUUCCAGGAACCCUGGCAGCUGAAAGGAAUAAUCGUGACUACCCCAUGAGGAACCACUUACAUGGCCAUCAUAUACCAAGAAAUGUUCCAGAGAGUGAAGAAAAAACUGAGCAGUUCCUGCGGGAUUUGUCUGAGAUCAGCCGCCUACAAAGAGUUCCAACGGGGUUCACCCCUUUCCGAGGAAGAUUCCAUAGCCAGUCCCUGCGGGGUUUGUCUAAGACCAAGAGGUUAAAAUAUAUCUAUUGGCCCUGCAAGCCGGGUUUGCCGUGUAAAAAUGUGAAUGGAAGGUGGCGUCCCGUGGAAUAAAUAAGCAUUGUUAUGUCACAUGGUGUCACCUCUGUAAUACCAGCUCUGACUGACAUGGUUUAUUAAACAGCAGAUUUGUGCUCUCA